This is a messenger RNA of Amyelois transitella, 1482 nucleotides long. Its product is annotated as zinc finger protein 664-like. The transcript is spliced from 7 exons. The record is from RefSeq and is a predicted model, not a curated record. Gene Ontology annotation, cellular component: nucleus. Bases 131 to 1342 code for a protein of 403 amino acids. Gene Ontology annotation, biological process: regulation of transcription by RNA polymerase II. Gene Ontology annotation, molecular function: zinc ion binding; DNA-binding transcription activator activity, RNA polymerase II-specific; RNA polymerase II cis-regulatory region sequence-specific DNA binding. Lineage: Eukaryota; Metazoa; Arthropoda; Insecta; Lepidoptera; Pyralidae.
AAGGUUAAAAUAAUAAAAAAAUCAAUAUAUUUCAUUUCAAUCAAAACAAAGUUGUUUACAUUUCUUAGAAUUAAGAAUUUUAUUUUAUUUCUUUUAAAUAAUAGCAAUAGGUCGAAAAAGUAUUGAAAUUAUGGAUGUUUCAAAAGUUUGCCGUAGUUGUAUGAAAGAAGUUGCUUCUUGGGAACGAGAAAACUUCAACCCUAAAGCCGUGGAGAUGUUCUGUUUUUGUACAAACAUCAAGAUAUCAGAUGAAGACAAACUGCCUCGUCAGUUCUGCUAUGAUUGCAUCAUCAAGAUCGAAUCGUCAUUCACAUUCAUUACGGAAGCUCAGAAAGUUAAUGUCACCCUCAAAAAUAUAAUUUCACGAGCCAUAACAAGCAUUAUCGUAGAACCUGAGAGCCACAGUAAAAGUGUAUGUAAUAUUAAGCUAACGUUACCAGAUUAUAAAUUAAGUACGUCAGCCGACGAUUAUAGUGAGCCCUUAUUCGAAGAUCGUCAUGAUUUUAAUAUAGAAACUGAUAUAAAUAAAGAAACGAAACUAACUGAACAAAUAAUUAUUAAUAAUGAUGAGAAAGAACAAAAAAAUGAAUUAAAAAAUACAAAUGAAAGUGAGAAUAUAAAACAAUCAUGCCCAGUUUGCAGAAAAACAUUUACGUCUAAAACAUGGUUCGAUAAACACGUGGAGAAGCAACAUAAUACACAUAAAUGUACACAGUGUCCCAAAUCAUUUGCCAAGAAGUCUCAACUUGCGUACCACGCCACGUCCCACUCCGAUGAACGCCAGUACGCAUGCCCAGUGGCCGACUGCGGCAAAACGUACAAGAGGAGUAAGGAACUAACUAGCCACGCUCGUACACACGCUGAUGUCAGGCCGUACGCUUGCGACAAAUGCUCGAUGAGGUUUAAACUGAAAAGCGUGCUGAAAGGCCACAUGAAGGUCCACGAGGGUAGCAAGCAGCACCUCUGCUACCACUGCGGAUGGAGUUUCAAACAAAUUGGCAACCUUAAAGUCCACAUGCGAAUUCACACUGGGGAGAAGCCUUUCUCUUGUUCCGAGUGCGAGUUUCGCGCGGCCGCCGCCUCCAACCUGCGGCGCCACCAGCGCAUACACGCUGCGCAGGCGACGCACGUCUGCCUCACUUGUAGGAAGGGCUUCUAUGAUGCUAGUUCUCUUUCGCGGCACGCGCGCACGCACUCGCGCGCGCGGCCGUUCGCCUGCGGCGGCUGCGCGCGCGCCUUCGCCGACAGCUGGAAGCGCAAGGCGCACCUCAUGCGCAGCCACCGCCUGGCGCUCGCCGACAUCCCGCCGCUGCGCAGGGACGGCGCGCCCAGGGAGCGCUAGUGGGGCCACCGCAUGUUCUAUGGGACAGUUCCACGAUGAAAAGGAAGAACCAGUUUCGAGAACAUUCUACCAAGCACCAAAGACUAUGGGAUUUCUAAAUGAUUUAUUUAUUUCUACCCUCCUUCUUUAGUUAGUUACUC